UGUUUGUUUGUGUAACUUUUAAUUUUAGUCAAAUAUGCUUUGCAUAAAUAAUUUUAAACUAAAUUUCUUCAAAUAUCGAAGAAAAAUAAAUGAAAGCGUUAAUUUAAUUCGYAGUCAAAACAGUUGGAAAUGUCAACAGUCACAGUCAGCACAGAUAAUAAAAAAUUCCAAGUUGAAAGUGUUAUUUUUCGGUACCGACACAUUUUCAUUACCCAGUCUGCAGGCGCUACAUAAUAACUAUAGUUAUUCAAGARCAGAAAGCAAUUUACUGAGCGUCGUAACAUCUUUUAAAAAUCCGGCAAAUUGUGUUCGUACCUAUGCAGAACAGAAGCAGCUGACACUUUAUCGUUGGCCCGUACUUCCGGAAGAUUGUCAAGGGUACGAUUUAGGUGUUGUCGUAUCAUUUGGUCAUUUAAUACCUGAGAGGAUCAUUAAAUCAUUUCCAAAUGGUAUGAUUAAUGUACAUGCCAGUUUAUUACCUCGUUGGCGUGGUGCUGCGCCCAUUAUCUAUGCUAUAAUGCAAGCAGAUGCGCAUACUGGAGUGUCUAUUAUGAAAAUUGAACCAAAACACUUCGAUGUCGGAGAUGUGUUGGCGCAACGUGAAAUACCGAUAAGAGCCGAUAUUCUUAUGCCGGAACUUCAUGCACAACUCGCACAAGAAGGCGCUAACUUGCUGGUUAAUACUUUAAAUAAUUUCUCAAGCUGUUUGGAAUCUGCAACAAAGCAAAAUAAUGAGCUUGCUACAUUUGCACCCAAAAUAACAACGGUCAUUACAAAUGUGAAUUGGUCUCAAUUGAGUGCAGAACAAUUACAUUGCAGGUUUCGCGCACUUUUUGGCUUUAAGCACUUAAUAACGAGAUUUCAGAAUAAAAAUAUUCAAUUGAUUGAUGUUAAACUACCUGCUGUAAAAGAGCUCCCUGCUUCUUUAGCUAAUGUGGAGUGUGGYUCGUUUUUGUACGAUCGAUAUAAACGUCUGCUUUUAGUUCGUUGCGCCGACAACACACACUUGGAAAUACAUCAACUACGUGUCGAAGGUAAAAAAAUUAUGACUGCAAUAGAAUUUAAUAAUGGAUUCCUCAAGCAAAUAAAAUCCACUCAAAUACUGUCGUUUACAAGUAAAUAAAGUUAAUUUGGCUGGUAAACAAGAA
Bactrocera latifrons is the source of this 1148-nucleotide messenger RNA. RefSeq names its product methionyl-tRNA formyltransferase, mitochondrial. Gene Ontology annotation, molecular function: methionyl-tRNA formyltransferase activity. The transcript is spliced from 5 exons. The record is from RefSeq and is a predicted model, not a curated record. Gene Ontology annotation, cellular component: mitochondrion. Gene Ontology annotation, biological process: biosynthetic process; conversion of methionyl-tRNA to N-formyl-methionyl-tRNA. NCBI's taxonomy places the organism in Eukaryota, Metazoa, Arthropoda, Insecta, Diptera, Tephritidae. The coding region runs from base 35 to 1123 and encodes 362 amino acids.